Messenger RNA from Gigantopelta aegis, 330 nucleotides. Its product is annotated as keratin-associated protein 19-2-like. The record is from RefSeq and is a predicted model, not a curated record. Bases 1 to 330 code for a protein of 109 amino acids. The transcript has a single exon. NCBI's taxonomy places the organism in Eukaryota, Metazoa, Mollusca, Gastropoda, Neomphalida, Peltospiridae.
AUGAUGAAAGCCGUUAUUGUCGCCCUUGUCGCCUGUCUGGCUGUCGCCUCAGCCAUAGGAUACGGAUACCCCAUGAUGUACGGAGGAUAUGGAAUGGGAGGAUAUGGAUACGGCAUGCGAGGUUACGGCAUGGGAGGAUACGGCAUGGGAGGUUACGGCAUGGGAGGAUACGGACACGGAGGUUACGGCAUGGGAGGAUACGGACACGGAGGUUACGGCAUGGGAGGUUACGGCAUGGGAGGUUACGGAAUCGGCAUUGGAAUCGGCCACGGAGGUUUUGGAGGUUACGGUUACGGCAAAAAAUGUAAGUUCUACGGAGAAAGUCUAUAA